Molecule: messenger RNA, 1680 nt
Organism: Westerdykella ornata
Lineage: Eukaryota; Fungi; Ascomycota; Dothideomycetes; Pleosporales; Sporormiaceae
Exons: 2
Coding region: 1-1680 (559 amino acids)
Source: RefSeq, a predicted model, not a curated record
AUGUCUGGCGAGUUGCAGACUAUACCGGCUAGACAUGGUGUUGCUACCUUUGUGCCAAGGGGUAGGACGAUCAAGAUAAUCAAUACGUAUGGGAAGCAGGUAGUUAGCUUAUGGGCUUUUGCGUUAGGGGCGCCGCCGGAAGGAGAAGAGGUGGAUGCGGGGGUGGAGGAGGAGUUGGAGGAGAAAAGGAAGGAAGUGGAGAGUGAGAUUCGUAAGGGAGAGGAAAAGACGGGAAAAUCGGAGUCUGCAAGCAGGAAAGCCUCAGAGACAGUAGAAGAUUCCGACCAAGAUGCAAAGGAACAGAGCAAAAAAACAGAAAAAGUGCCAGAAGAAGCUGAAGGUACUGGAGAGGCUGAAGAUCCCCCUGAGGUAGCGCCGAAAGACGGGACAACUGAAUCCGAAAAGAAGGCGACCGGGAAACGGACUUGGUCUUCUUACCUCCCUUCGAUACCCUACCGUUCCACGGUAGCCCAGGCCAAAACUGGAGCGGUCACUGGGUCCAAAGCGGAGGAGUCUCAGAAGGAGGCCGCUACGAAGAAGUGGUCUUCGUAUCUACCUACCGGCCAGAGUUUCUCCAGUUAUGUGCCCAACGUACAGCUACCCGACUCAAAGGAAGUGAUUAGCGCUUUCAAAGCUAGUGUUCAGCGUGACCCAAACAAGAGCUAUGCCGAGCAAUUUUAUGAUUUCUCGCGGACGCCAGUAGGUGCGGCGACCUUAGCAGCUGCCUCGGGCAGUGGAACCGCGUCCUCCCUCUACGCUGCCUACAAUGCCUUCACGAAAAUGAACCCGUCCAAGUCGGAUCAGCCGCCGAUGGAGUACCUUUCACUGCCACACACACGUGCAGCAACCCACCAUCUCGCCCCGGAGGUAGACGAUACACUGCUUACCAAUCUCCGUUCUCCUAUCAUGACUCUCGUCGAAGAUACCACCCCCGGUGCGCACGACACAUUGACCGCUGCAUGCGACGUCAGCCUGUAUGCCGCACUUGGCGUUGAUAAGCCGGAAGAGCAUGGCAGCUGCGCCGAAAACCUGGUACUAGCGUUGAAAGAACUGAACGAGAAGGUUGGUCUGAAAGGCACAAAGGCUGUGGGCGCCGAUAUCACCGUCUACAUCCAACCGUCACCUCUUCACCUCUUCAUGAACGCACCCAUCGAGGUCGUCCCGAAUGCGCAAUCUGACGGAUCAUGUGCCCAUGGUAUGAAGCUCAAGGUUGAGGAGCCCAAAGGCAGAAAGCGGACAUAUGUUCGUUUCCGUGCUGAACGGGAUGUCGUUAUUGUGAUGAGCGCUUGUCCCAUGGAUGUUGGACCGCAGAAUGGUGCGAGGCCGAUGGCUGCGAACUUUGUAGUGGAGGAGAUGACGGAAGAGGAAAUGGCUUCGUCUGUAAGUUCGCUGAAGAACAGAGCCACACAAAGGACAGCUCAAAAGGUGUCGCCACGUCCAAAGAAGGAAGAAGAGAGACCGAAGCCUGUCACCAAAAUGGGAGAUACGGAGAAGGAAACCAUCGAAGCUGCGAGAAGGGACAGCGGGACUGAUCUUGCGCAAAGUGACGCUCGGGAGGUAGUGGACUCGAAAUUGGACAGUACAACUGAGAAGUCCGCGAAGCAGAAGAGAAAACCGAGGAAAUUGGAGAGGCGUUCUGGGAGUAUUGCAGGUCCGCCUGCAAAAACUGCUACUUGUUAG